UCGGGGGGUUUGUUCAAGCUGGUCAUGAGCUGUGGGCAAUGCUGUGGCGCUGGCUGCCGGUACCAUGGCCGGCAUGGGUCCCGAAGCUGUGCAGGAUGUCAGGCGGCCGCAGAUGUGGCAAUCGCUCACGGGCGCAUCCCUCGCUGCGCUCAGUGCGGCCAGCGUGACCCCAGCGGUCGCGUGGACGAGCGGCAGACGCGGCAGUUCUACUGUGGCAGUUGUUGGGCUCAGUAUGAGAACGAUCGGCUGACAGAGUACUUCGACUCUGAGGCCGAGCUACGAGCCAAGUGCCAGCGGCUUGCAGACCUCAUCUCAAAUGCUCGUCACCUUAUUGCCUUCACCGGCGCUGGCAUCUCGACCGGCGCCGGCAUCGCAGACUUCCGGAGUGGCAUCAACACCUCCUUGCCCACGGGGCCGGGGCUUUGGGAACGGCCCAAAUCAGCAUCUCCCAGCAAUCUCCUCGAGCAGUGUGCCCAAGCCGAACCUGGCCCAACUCACCGGGUGUUGCAGCGCCUUUGGAAGGGUGGCCUUUUGAAGCAUAUCAUUUCUCAGAACGUUGAUGGUCUGCAUCGAAAAUCUGGCGUUCCUGCCUCUGCUUUGAGUGAGCUACACGGCAACAUUUUCGUGGAAAGGUGCGCAAAAUGUGGCCAUGACUUUGAGCGCACGUUCAACACCAUUUGCCCUGGCGGCUACACUGGCCGCAGCUGUGAAUUCUGUGGAGGCCCCUUACGCCACAGUGGCGUCGGCUUCGGGGACGAUCUGCCACAACAGGUCAUCAAGGAAGCCUGGGCUCAGACGGAGGCUGCUGACCUGUGCGUAGCUUUGGGCAGCUCCAUCACUGUGACACCCGCGUCGGAGAUGCCGAGCUGGCUGGCGCGGAAGCAUCGGAAGAGCUCUGGAAAAGGUUUGGUCAUUGUCAACCUCCAAGCCACGCCCUGCGAUUCCUUAGCCCUGCUGCGCAUCAACGGAAUGGUUGAUGAGACACAAAACUACAAUGCUGGUGUGCGAAAGCUACAAGAGUGCUUGCAGGAACUGCAACAAGCCAAAAGCAGCUUGGCGCCGCAGAUAUGCAUUGGCAGAGGGAGGCCUGCUUUCUCAAUUGCGCAAUUGCAUAAAUUCAUGAAGCUGCGGCUUGAUUUGCGAUCUUCUUCUAGAAUGGCCAGUGCUGUAGCAAACGCAUUGGAACUGGUGUGCCCAUCCUUAGCUUUGGAGAUGGACAAGGUGGACCUUCCCAGUGUAGCAACAUUGAGCAGGGCAACCUUCAAGCUUGAUGUAGCACACAUGCUGUUGCGGCGGCACCAGUGGUCCAAUUGGUUGGGUGAACACAACAAGCGGUCGGUGCAACUUUGCUUUGACUCUUCACCAUUGAAGCGGGACUACUUCCUUUGCUACGAGACAACCAUUGAGUCAGACCGCAGCAUCCUGUUGUGUCAGGAUUUGCAAAGGAACAUGAACAAGGAGGACGCUUCUGAGGACGACCCCUUGUUUUCAUUGUCUGGUGACAUUGAAUGUCGUGUACUACCUCCUGUGGCCCUAGGAAAAGGUGAUGGAACGGGUGGAGGCCACGUUGACCUCGAAGGGCAGACUUCAGGCCCGCUGAAUUGCUGCUUGAGAAUUGGAUGUCCUCCAUGUUCAUUUUCCGAGCCCAUUGGUUUUCGGCCAUGUUCGGCCCAUGUUCGGCCAUGUUCGGCCCGAAUUUUGCAAGAGUUGCCCGACUCCCCGACCUGCAAAGACCAGGCAAUAUAG
Durusdinium trenchii is the source of this 1746-nucleotide messenger RNA. Lineage: Eukaryota; Dinophyceae; Suessiales; Symbiodiniaceae. The record is from the annotation of a GenBank genome assembly.